This is a messenger RNA of Colletotrichum truncatum, 2373 nucleotides long. Lineage: Eukaryota; Fungi; Ascomycota; Sordariomycetes; Glomerellales; Glomerellaceae. The record is from RefSeq and is a predicted model, not a curated record.
AUGGCUACCCGGCGCCCCAUUCGCAUCGGCAACUGUUCAGGCGCCAUCAAUGAUGGCAUCGACCAGAUUUACCGCCUCGCAAAGUACGGCAACGUCGACGCAAUUACGGGCGAUUAUCUCGCCGAGUUCAACAUUGCAUGGAAGGCUAUUGAGCUUCAAACCAAGCCGGACUUGGGGUUUGAGACGAGCUUCCUCGAGCAGCUUGCCUGGCACAAAGGCGACGCAGCGCGCCUUGUCGCCGCGAAGCGCAUCAAGCUUGUUCACAACGGAGGAGCACUCAAUCCUGCGGGACUUGCGAAGAAGACGGAUGACUACCUCAGAAGCCUUGGCAUUCACGAUAUUAAAGUAGCAUGGGUGAGCGGUGACAACUUGACGGAGGCAGUCAAACAUGGCGCGUUCGGACGAGUCAUGCAUUUUGACCAGCCUGGCGUAGCAUUGGAUCCUCAAGCAGUCAAUGCCACCGGCGAAGACAUAAUUCUUGCUGCUAAUGCCUAUACGGGAUACACGGGCAUUGCGAAGGCUCUCGAAGCUGGGGCUGACAUUGUCGUAUGCGGCCGAUGUACAGAUGCUAGCCCUGUCAUGGGCCUUGCGGCAUACUGGCACGGGUGGAAGAGAACAGAGUACGAUCUGCUGGCAAGGAGCUUGAUGGCCGGGCAUCUUAUCGAAUGUGGGCCGUACGUGACAGGCGGGAACUUUUGCGGUCAACGUGAGGUGCCGAAUCCUCACAAUGUCGGGUUCCCGAUCGCGGAGAUUGCGGGAGACGGCGCCGUGAUCAUCACCAAGCCGGAAGGUUCCUACGGGUUGGUCUCCGUUGAUACAUGCAAGUCACAAUUUGUGUACGAGAUUCAAGGGCCUUUUUAUUUUAAUCCGGAUGUCAUCGCCAACAUUGAAGACGCAACUUUUACUCAAAUCGCCAAUGGACGCGUUCAACUGUCGGGAGUUAAAGGGUUGCCGCCGCCUCACACAACCAAGUUAGCCGUUUGUCUAUUGGGCGGUUAUCAAGCCGAGAUCUCUGCAUACGCAGUCGGGUUGGACACUGACUUCAAGUUCGAAGUGCUCAAGGACCAAAUCUUCAGGCAAAUCAAUCAGGCGGACUUUACGACUUUUAGCAUCGAAAAGUAUGGCUCAACAAUAGUCGAUCCACGGUCACAAAAAGCCUGCACAGUGCAGUUCCGCAUGUUUGCCCAAUCGCAGAGCAAACAGGCCUUUGACCAGUUCAGGAAAGCCGUCUUCUACAACGGAUUGCAAGGCUAUUGCGGUCUGCAUCUGGGUAUGGACUGGCGGACGAUGGAACCCCGGCCGUACGUUCGAUACUUCCCCGCCUUGAUCUCUCAAUCACAAAUUCCACAGCAAGUUUGCUUUGUCCAUGGCGAGAAGAUGAUUCAAGUUCACGCACGUCAAGAAAGGGAUUGUGGGCCAGCGCCCCAGCAGCACGAUUAUGAUCCUUGGGCGCCGCUUGUCAAGGCCUCGUCAUCGGUCACUGUAAGGAGACCGCUCGGCGAUCUUGUGUUCGCUCGAAGCGGAGACAAAGGCGGGAACGCCAACAAUGCAUCUGGCCGUUACGAUAACGUCGACUUUCGCAAGGCAGCAGGUUACCAGUAUCCGCCCAUAAAAUGCAGCUAUAAUCGUCGCGACGUCCUUCUUUUCGAUGUUUUUGACUUCAUCGCACGAACUACGACAGGCGAUGUUCCAGGUGUCCCUCCUUUCGACGCACAGCGCUCGGUAGAUGGUGAGCGCGGCAUUGAGAUCAUUAGACCAAUCCCUGUGUCUUCCGAAGGGUUGGAUCUCGAGAUUCGGAGUAAAGUGAUUGGGGUUUAUGACAAGGGCGGAGCCAUGAUAAUGGAAGCAGAGCAAGUCCUUGUCGACAAGAAAACAGAGACAGUUUACACAAAGAUGACUUCAACCGCAUUCGGCAUCGGACAGGGUGGCUACGAUGGCCCUCGCGGCCCUACGAAACCAGCCGUGGCGCCACCGAACCGGCGUCCGGACGCCGUGCACACAAUCAAGACUACCACGGAAGCUGCUUUACUUUACCGCCUCUGUGGUGACUACAACCCUAUGCACGCAGACGAGGCCUUCGGUCAGCGCGCCGGGUUCAGAGGGUCUAUCCUUCACGGCCUCGGCACAUGGAACAUGUCCGCUCACGGUCUGCUCCAAAAGUUAGGCGGCAGCGACCCCAACAGGCUCAAAGCCUACGGCGCAAGGUUCAAGAGCGUAGUUUACCCUGGAGAUACUCUCGAAACGCGCAUGUGGGUUGUCAAAAACGCGGGAGGGAUAGACCACGUUGUGUUUGAGACGGCUGUUCAAGAAGAUGGCAGAAUCGCAUUGUCGAAUGGGUAUGCCAAGAUUGUGAACUCAAGGGCAAAGCUGUAA